AUGUCGCCCGGCCCUUCGUCUCCGAUUCUCUCCCCCCUCGAAGCCGCCGAAGACCCCGCCACGAGGCCCGAUCUCGUUCACUCCCUGUCCCACACGAGCACCGUCCUCGCUCUCGCCGUCAGUCCACAGCACGAGACCAUCUACGCCGGUACACAAGAUGGAGAGAUCGUAGCAUGGUCUCUCGAAACGUUCCGCCAAGUUCGCCGCGUUCAGGCCCAUAAACGUAGUGUCCUUUCGUUAUCGCUAUCACCUGAUGCAUCCCUGUUGUUCUCCAGCGCCGGAGACCCCAUCAUCAACGUUUGGGAUCCCAAGACCUUGACACGACUUUACGAAAUUUACGGCUCCUACGACGUCGGCGAUAUCUUCUGUACUGCAUACAGUCCUCAACAUGAGACCCUUUACAUCGGUGCUCAGAAUGCCACCAUUCAAUGGGUUGGUCUGAACGACGUUACGGCCCGCGUAUCCCCCGAAUCACAACAACAUCCUGACCGACGCAACCAUCGCUUUUUCGACUCCAAAGCUGUCGGUGGCGGCGCAAGUACACCCCGACGUAACGACGACCGAUGGGGAUUGAUUCCCAAAUCACAUAAUGUUCUCGAAAUGCACUCUGGCUGCGUUAGGAACUUUGCGCACUACGGCUAUGUGUACUGCAUGAUCAUGGCCAAGGGUCCGACAGUGGACGUGGGUACUGACGACGAUGUCCUGAUCUCUGGUGCGGGCGAUGGCACUAUCAAGCUUUGGAGUUUGGGGCAUAAGGUUGAGGAUGAUGAGGAGCUUAGUGGUGGUAUCCAAGAGAUCAUGACCCUAGGCGCGGACGAUGGCGAGUCAGUCCUGUCUUUGGCACUUGACAGCUCGUUCCUGUACGCCGGCAAACUCGACGGCAUUGUUGAGCUGUGGGAUCUUGACACGGCACAGCGAUUGAGGGUCAUCAAGGCACAUGACUGCGAUAUCAUGUCGAUUCAAAUGGGUUGGGGAUAUUUGUGGACUGCCGCAACUAAUGGUUGGGCCAGCAAAUACAGCACCACUCACUACGGCAAAUAUCAACAUGUUGCGUCCGGGGCUGUUCCGCAAAAAUACCAGUGUCUUCUCCGUUGGGAGGCUCAUCAAGGAAAGGUCCUCGCAUCAGCAGUGACCAACUACAAAAACAAACAGUAUUUCAUCACCGGCGCCAACGACGAUAACAUCUCCAUCUGGUCCAUCGACAGUGACAAGUGCAACAAUAGAGAAAAGGAAGUCUCGCAGGCUUCGGACAGCCUCUUACUAUCGUCUCUGCGGGAGUUUGUAUCAUACAAGACUGUAUCAUCUCGUCCCGAGUUUGCAGAAGACUGUCGCAAAGGAGCGACCUACCUCGGUGCAUUGUUCAAGCGCCUGGGCGGAGAUGUCGAGCUGCUCAGCACCGAAAAGCAUCACAAUCCCGUUGUCUACGCCAGAUUCUCAGCCAAGAAGGAAACGGCCAAGAAGCGAAAACAAAUUCUGUUCUAUGGCCAUUACGAUGUCGUUGCCGCGGAUAGCCGCAAGGGCAAAUGGGAAACGGACCCAUUCACCAUGCAAGGAACCAAUGGCUACUUAUACGGUCGCGGAGUCAGCGACAACAAGGGGCCUAUCAUCGCAGCUCUGUAUGCGGUGACUGAUCUGAUAGAGAAUCAGCAGCUGGAGAACGAUGUCAUCUUCCUGAUUGAGGGUGAAGAGGAGUUCGGAUCGCUAGGUUUUGAAGAGGCAGUCAAGAAGAACAAAGACCUGAUUGGCGAAGUGGAUUAUAUCCUGCUUGCCAACAGUUACUGGCUGGAUGAUGAGGUGCCAUGCCUGACAUACGGCCUCCGUGGUGUCUUGCAUACAACCGUGUGCGUUGAUGCGCCCCGUCCAGAUAUCCACUCGGGCGUCGACGGCUCCUACAUGAUGAACGAGCCACUUUCAGAUCUUACACAGAUCCUUGGCAAACUCAAGGGACGCGGCAACCGUGUGCAAAUUCCUGGAUUUUACGAUGGCAUCCUGCCGGUGACACCUGAAGAGGAAGCCCGCUACGAUGAUAUUGCACAGAUCUUGAUUCGCAGCAACCCUGAGAAGGGCCCUGAAGAGAGACUCAAGCAGUCCCUCAUGGCGCGAUGGCGGGAACCCAAUCUGACACUCCACCGCUACAAGGUUUCUGGUCCCGAUGGUAGUCUGGUGAGCAGUCACGCCAGCUCGCACAUCAGUGUGCGUAUGGUACCAGGGCAAGAAGUGGAUAGUGUGAUCGAAGCUCUCACAAAAUUCCUCGAAAAUGAAUUUGAACAGCUCGAGUCACAGAAUAAGUUGACCAUCACCGUGGACAACAGAGCUGAGCCAUGGCUCGGAGACCCCACCAAUGCCAUUUUCCAGACCCUGGAAAAGGCCAUCCUGGAGACAUGGGAGGACUGCUUCGAGACAUCAGCCUCAUCCGGAGAAGCUACACCUGAUGAAAGCAAUACCAAAGCAGAGAAGUCCAAGGAGGAGGAAGUGCUGUCCGUCAAGACCAAGCUAGGCAAACCCCGUAAGCCGCUCUACAUCCGCGAAGGCGGUUCCAUCCCAGCGAUCAGAUUCCUGGAGAAGGAGUUUGGAGCACCAGCUGCUCAUCUUCCCUGCGGACAGUCGAGUGACGCUGCGCAUCUGGACAACGAGAGGCUGUGUUUGUUAAAUCUUGUGAAGGCGCGCGAGAUCUUUGGCAAGGUGUUUAGGCGGCUGUAA
This is a messenger RNA of Fusarium sp. VM40, 2700 nucleotides long. The record is from the annotation of a GenBank genome assembly. Lineage: Eukaryota; Fungi; Ascomycota; Sordariomycetes; Hypocreales; Nectriaceae.